AUGGAGACGAACGUGGCCAUAAUUUGUAUAGCCAAAAUUUUUCAAGAAUCUCUACAUUAUAUUUAUAAUGAUGAAAAUAUAGAUCUACAAAUAAUAAUAGAUCAAAUAGAAGCUUUGAGAAGCAAUCCUCAACAAAUUCGCAAAAUAGAAGGAUAUGUGGAAUUUGUAAUUCCCUUACUCAAUAGCAUGCAGUUCCAAUCUCACUUUCGAAUGCUACCGUCAACAUUUGAAUUUAUUUUGAGAAAAAUUGGAAAGAAACUUAUUCGCAGUAUUGAAAGGAAUGAAAUGAUACCUGCAGAAAAGCAGCUUCUAUUGAGCUUAUGGCGUUUUGCGACUCCAGAUUCAUAUAGAUCUAUAAUCCAACGAUUUAAUGUUGGUCAUGCCACCGCUAUAAGAGCUGUGCGUCGUGUUAGUGCAGCAUUAUGCAAGCUUUCGUCACAAUACAUAGUAUGGCCCACAGGGAAUAACAUUGAAGAAAUUGUGUUUGGUUUCUCCAGUAUAAGUAAUUUUCCUAAUACAAUUGGAGCCAUAGACGGCACUCACAUUAACAUUCCUGCACCGAAGGAAAAUGCAGAGGCCUAUGUAAAUAGAAAAGGUCGUCAUUCAAUUCAACUUCAGGCUGUUUGUAAUCACAGAAGGCUGUUCACACAUAUUUAUGUUGGAAAUGUAGGUUCGGUCCAUGAUGCUCGUCUAUUCCGCUUAUCACCUAUUGAAGAAUAUAUCAAUAAUGCAGGAAAGUUUCCUGACAAUACACAUUUGAUUGGAGAUGCUGCUUACAGACUGCAUCAGCAUCUUUUAACUCCAUAUACUGAUAAUGGACAUUUGACACAACGUCCAAAAAAUUAUAAUUAUUGUCAUUCUUCAAGUAGAAUGGUGAUUGAACGAGCAUUUGCUCUUUUAAAAUGCCGCUGGAGAAGUCUUUUACAAUUAUUGGCAAUGAAUGACAUCGAAAUUAUACCUUACCAUAUAUUAGCAUGUUGUGUACUGCACAAUUUUUGUCUACUAAAAAAGGAUGGACUGGAAUUUCAAGAUGGCAUCAUUGUUGAAGAAGUUCAAGAAACAGAAUUAUUACAAAGAUUCGAAUUGGAGAUGGAUUAUUGCUGUCCAGUGUAA
Messenger RNA from Linepithema humile (Argentine ant), 1113 nucleotides. Its product is annotated as putative nuclease HARBI1. The record is from RefSeq and is a predicted model, not a curated record. NCBI's taxonomy places the organism in Eukaryota, Metazoa, Arthropoda, Insecta, Hymenoptera, Formicidae.